This is a messenger RNA of Chelonus insularis, 4913 nucleotides long. RefSeq names its product ether a go-go (gene eag). Gene Ontology annotation, cellular component: plasma membrane. Lineage: Eukaryota; Metazoa; Arthropoda; Insecta; Hymenoptera; Braconidae. Gene Ontology annotation, biological process: potassium ion transmembrane transport; regulation of membrane potential. Gene Ontology annotation, molecular function: voltage-gated potassium channel activity. The record is from RefSeq and is a predicted model, not a curated record. The transcript has 14 exons. The coding region runs from base 1181 to 4465 and encodes 1094 amino acids.
UCCUUCCUUGCUCGCAGUGUCCAUUCGUCCUCUUGAGAGCUCAGUAGUCAGCGAUCCAGCGACCCGGUCAACACUAGGUGAGCUUGCAAAAGCUCUUGCACUGGGAACGUGAUGCGUGCAUUGCAAUAAUAAAUUUAUCGUGUGAAAAAGGGAGAAUAUUUAAAAAUAACACAGGUAUAUUAGAUGAUCAAGAGCUCAGCACGGAAUUUUUAAAGAAAAAUAAGAAGUGGUGCAAUAAGGAUUAGUAUUGGAAAAAUGUAAAAACGGCGCUAAGGCGUCGAGCGAUGUCUUCGUUGUUGGUAAACAACUGUACGGACGAGGAGGAUUCCGAGGAUGUCGAAGCAAAGCACGCAAGCUGGCGAUUCAGCAGGAUCAUCAUUAGUGACAUCCGUUUAUACGUGGAAGGACUGUGGUUAGAUACAAAUAAAUAAUUGAAAUUAAUUUGUGCGAUCGCAUUAGUGAAUGUACUGCGAUUGACAUCAUUUGCAACUUGACAAUGAUGAGGUGACAAAAAAAAUUGGCCAUCGUUGCCGUUUUAACAUACUUUUUCAUAUAUUAUAUAUAUAUAGAUAUAUUCUGUGGUUACCAAAGUUAUCUUUGAGAUAAAAAAAAAUUGUGAAAAUUUUCAAAGAAUAAAUAAAAAUCUCUUUUUUAAAAAGAAAAGAAGCUGAGCGAAAAGUGGAUCGUCAGUCAUCUCUUUUACUCUGGGGAUGGAAAAUUGUCAUUCACGAGUACGAUUGAAAGUAGUAGGAAGUAAAGGAAGUGUUAAAAGGGGAAGUAGUCACGAAAGUGAUGAAGAAGAUCCUUUAAGAAGACUAGUGAAAGUGAGAGACUGUUGGAUAGAUCGACCAAUAAAAGAACUAAAAAAAACAAAGGUGUCGAGUGCGAUUUGUAGAGGUGGCUGUGACGUCACACGCUCGAUGACGAUGACAAUGAUGCUUCUAAAAACGCUGUGGAGUCGCAAGUGACAUAAAAAUUUCGUUUUUAGUGUGGGUGAAGUGUUGGGUGUGACGUGUUAUUUAUUCCCAUACACGCAGCCCUCGCCUUUAAGUGCUUUGUGAUAUCUAGAUUCUUGUUAAGAAUACAAAAAAAUUUCUGGAGGGAAGGAAGUAGAUAAUAAAGUUAUACGUUUAUUAUCAAGCUGGCGUGACACGCCGGAGAUUUUUAAAACGGUGAAAGGAUGCCAGGGGGUCGUAGGGGCCUGGUAGCCCCUCAAAACACGUUCUUGGAGAACAUCAUUCGAAGGAGCAGCAGUCAACCGGACAGCAGCUUCCUACUUGCCAAUGCUCAAAUUGUGGAUUUUCCUAUAGUUUAUUGCAACGAAAGUUUCUGUAAAAUAUCUGGAUAUAAUCGAGCCGAGGUGAUGCAAAAGUCAUGUCGGUGUGGAUUCAUGUACGGCGACCUAACAGACAAAGAGACAAUCGCCAGAAUGGAGGAAUGUCUAGAAGCUCAGAUCCACGAUCAAUUCGAGAUUCUCCUCUACAAAAAGAACAGUAAUCCCAAAGAGACUCCAUUAUGGCUCCUACUGCAAAUAGCACCAAUAAAGAACGAGAGAGACUUGGUGGUGCUGUUUUUGUUAACUUUUCGCGAUAUUACGGCCUUAAAACAGCCUAUCGAGACAGACGACAGCAAAGGUGGUCUUUCAAAGUUUGCCAAACUUGCAAGAUCAGUAACCAGAUCUCGUUCUGUUCUGGUUUCGCAGUUCAGCUCUCAUUUGCCAGCUGUGAAAGACACUCUGCCUACAACAACCAAACAGUCUCACCUUGGUCAUAUGAUGUCAUUAAGUGGCGAUGUAAUGCCACAAUAUCGUCAAGAAGCUCCAAAGACUCCACCACACAUUCUACUCCACUAUUGUGCAUUUAAAGCCAUUUGGGAUUGGAUAAUUCUUUGUCUUACGUUUUACACUGCUAUUAUGGUACCGUACAACGUGGCCUUUAAGAAUAAAACCAGUGAGGAUGUUUCAUUGCUUGUAGUCGACAGUAUUGUUGACGUUAUAUUUUUCAUCGACAUCGUGCUCAACUUCCAUACGACUUUCGUCGGCGCAGGUGGCGAAGUCGUUUCCGAUCCAAAAGUUAUAAGAAUGAACUACCUGAAGUCGUGGUUUAUUAUAGAUUUGCUCAGUUGUCUACCCUACGAUGUAUUUAAUGCCUUCGACCACGACGAAGAUGGUAUUGGAAGUCUUUUUUCUGCCCUUAAAGUUGUUCGAUUGUUAAGGCUUGGACGAGUUGUUCGGAAAUUGGACCGAUAUCUAGAGUACGGUGCUGCGAUGUUAAUUCUUCUGCUUUGUUUUUACAUGCUGGUAGCCCAUUGGCUUGCCUGUAUCUGGUAUGUCAUAUUAAGGUAUUCGAUUGGGAGGUCGGAUGCCGAUGGGGGCGUUCAAUACUCGUGGUUGUGGAAACUGGCUAAUGUUACCCAGUCACCUUACAGUUAUCUAUGGACUAAUGCAAGCACAGUUCCUGAAUUGGUAGCUGGUCCAUCUCGCAGGACAAUGUAUGUCACAGCUCUCUAUUUCACAAUGACAUGCAUGACCUCAGUCGGUUUCGGUAACGUUGCUGCUGAAACCGACAAUGAAAAAAUAUUUACCAUUUGUAUGAUGAUCAUUGCUGCUCUUCUCUAUGCCACAAUCUUCGGGCACGUCACGACAAUAAUCCAACAGAUGACCUCGGCAACUGCCAAGUAUCAUGAUAUGCUGAACAAUGUCAGAGAGUUCAUGAAGCUCCAUGAGGUACCAAAAGCUCUCAGUGAACGAGUAAUGGAUUAUGUAGUAAGCACAUGGGCAAUGACUAAAGGUCUUGAUACCGACAAAGUUCUUAACUAUUGUCCAAAAGACAUGAAAGCUGACAUUUGCGUUCAUCUCAACCGUAAAGUCUUCAACGAACAUCCUGCUUUCAGGUUAGCAUCAGAUGGUUGUUUACGUGCUCUGGCCAUGCACUUCACAAUGUCACAUAGUGCCCCAGGAGAUUUACUUUAUCACACGGGAGAGUCUAUUGAUUCCCUCUGUUUUAUUGUAACCGGCAGUCUUGAGGUCAUCCAGGAUGAUGAGGUCGUGGCUAUUCUUGGAAAAGGUGAUGUUUUUGGAGAUAGCUUUUGGAAAGAUUCGGCUGUUGGGCAGAGUGCAGCCAAUGUACGGGCACUUACCUAUUGUGAUCUUCAUACAAUCAAGCGAGAUAGACUGCUAGAAGUGCUUGAUUUUUAUCAAGCGUUUGCCAAUUCUUUCGCAAGAAAUCUCAUUCUCACCUAUAAUCUACGUCAUCGGCUCAUAUUUCGCAAGGUAGCGGACGUAAGAAGAGAAAAGGAGCUUGCAGAAAGGGGGAAAAAUGAGCCGCAGUUGGAUCAGUCACAGGAUCACUUGAUGCGAAAGAUAUUUUCAAAAUUCCGGAGAGAACGUCAUGCUGCGGAUGUGGAAAAAGGUGACAACAAGGAGGGAAAAGACAGUGAGAGCCAGCAUACACGGAAACCAUCCUCUGGGGAGGAAACCACUUCAGUACGUCCACGAGCUAGCAAAUGGGGUCGUCUUCUCGGGAGUUCGAGUUUAGAUUCCGGAAGUGGAGAAGGAACCGGAACAGAUACCUUCAAAAGGACUUUAAGUGCAAGAGAUUCAAGACCAAGUUCCAGUGCGGGGACAAAUAAAGUGUUCCCAAAGUUAGGUAAAUUAAGUGGUACCAUUGAAGAAGCUGAUGGAGAAACAACAAAAGAUCCAGCAACUACAAACCAACUGACAGUUGAUUCAAAACAGCUUUCUUUACGUCGCCUGGAGAGCUACGACGGUGGUUUAAUAACUUCUCAACCAGGACAAGACCGUGAGAUUUUAGCAGCAGUGUUAGAAGUUAAAGUUGAUCUUAAGUUGGAAGUCCAACGAGUGAAUCAACGGUUAGCAAAGUUAGAAGAUAUGUUACAAACUGUAAUCAGUCGGUUACCACCGGCAAACUCGUCUCCAGUAUCCAGAGUAGCAGGAAAUGACGCUGGAACUCAAACACUUCCAAUACUUCCUGAGCAAAAGACUGCUGUUCAAGCAACAUUGGAAGUGCCACGAGAAACUGGAGAAAGACUCCAAAUAAAGGAACUGCCACAGCAUCAUCAUCAUCACCAUCAUCAUCAUCAUCAACAACCACAAACAGAACGAUCUAAAGAUCUAUGCAGUGACAGACUGACUGGUGGUUCAACGGACUACAAAAUAUCAUCGAGAGAGGUUAACAAAGAACUUUUAGAACGUCUUACUCAAGCGUCUACUUCUAGAGAAGAUUCUGCGGCGCUUGGACCACUUAUUCUUCGUAAAAGAAGAAGUAAAAUACGAAAUAAAGGUGCAGCACCUUUAGCACCACUUGCGACUCAACCUGUUAGUCCAACGGAUGCAACAGAAACGACGCAAAUGCUUGAAACUGAAGAACAUGAGACUGGUAGUGCUGAUAGGACUGAAAAAAGUGAAAGAAAAAGACCACCACCGAGACCAAGAGAAUAUUUAUGAAAAAAUGUUGAACAAUUUUGGUGUUAUACAAAAUUUUCUUGGUACUCUUCUAUUCUUGUAUGGAAUUGAUUUUAAAUUGUGAGUAUUGACUGAUUUCAUGUUUAAAAAAUACAUAUUUUAACAACGAUGUUGUGUUAUUAAAUGUGUAUGCUACGCCUUCGCUGAAAACUGCUUGCUACGAGCGUAAUUGCGAGUGUUUUCAUUGAAAAAUAACGUAUUUAGAGACAAAAUUAAUUUAUUCAUUAAACUAAAUGUACUCGAAUUUUUAAUUUUAUUAUUAACGAUAAACUGUACUUUUUCAAAUAUUCAAUAUUAAAUACCAAUAACUGAUAGUUUAAAUCUAUAAAAAGUUUUAGAAAAUUGAUUUUCUGAACAUUUCAAUUACAGUUGAUGACAAAAUUAGUUGAGAAAUCUAAUUUUGUCUCUUAAUACCGAAAAAAAAAAACAA